This is a messenger RNA of Eucalyptus grandis, 414 nucleotides long. RefSeq lists its product as uncharacterized. The record is from RefSeq and is a predicted model, not a curated record. NCBI's taxonomy places the organism in Eukaryota, Viridiplantae, Streptophyta, Magnoliopsida, Myrtales, Myrtaceae. The transcript is spliced from 2 exons. The coding region runs from base 1 to 414 and encodes 137 amino acids.
AUGGAGUGUGGAAUCAAGCCUUUGAAGUUUGAUGAUAGUGUUGAUGUUGAUUCGACAUAUUAUAGAAGCUUGAUUAGGAGUUUGAGAUACUUGACAUGGAUGAGACUGGAUAUUAUGUAUAGUGUUGGAAUUGGGAGUCGAUUUAUGAAGAAGCUAAAGUCAUCUCUUCUUAAAGCUGCAAAGAGGAAACUUCGUACAUCAAAGUUUUUCAUGAACAAUGCAAAUGUAACGAUGUUCAAUAUCACUUCAUUCGAGAUCAGGUUAAAGAGAAUGAGGUUGAAGUGUUGCAUGAAGAUAGAAGAUCAAGUAGUAGCGGAUAUUUUUACUAAACCUCUCAAGAUCGAUGCUCUCCGGAAGUUCAAGAGCUUACUUGGAAUGAUCGAUGAAAGAGAAUUUGGUUUGAGGGAGUCUUAG